UGGCAGCAUAUUCUCCCUGGGAGAGCUGGGACUACUACCCCUCAUUGGAUACAACUUCCAGCAGACAGGGAGUGGUGCCUACACGUUGCUGGGAGUACCCAAUGCAAAGCCCCCCGGACCAAAAGUACCCUGGGAGAGGAGCGACUUUCGUGGUCUGAGUGCAAUGGAGCCACCGCGGGGCCCAAGGAAGCCUCUGUCAGGGAGGAGAGCCAGGUCUCUGGACAGGCUGCAGAACCCCCAGAAGGAUUCAGAGUCGUGCGACCGCCGGUGCAUUUCCCGGCCCACCAGCCCCUCCAGGAGGAUGCUGCGCCGGGCGGCCAGCGAUGGGGCCAGAUGUCCCAAGAGCCCAGCUCAGUCUGCGGAGGCUCAGGGCACCACGACUGCAGCCCUCAGCCCGGAGGAGACCAGGGAGUUUCUCCCCAGUGAGCAGAGGCCUCCGCAGGACACCAAGAAGGACAAGGCCCAGUGUCGGGCCCAGCAGGGGUGGCUGAAGACCAUGAUGAACUUCUUAUUUGGGAUGGGCCCCGAGGAGCCCAAGGAAAAGACCAACAAGAGGGCCAAGGGGAAGGAGGGCCUCCCCGAGCCCGCAGAAACCCCCGAGACACCGGGCGAGCCAGCUCCCAGGAAGAAAGCCCACAGCAAGAAGGCCAGCCGCAAGAAACACGGUCACAAGAAACAUGGUGCUGAGGAAACCAAGGGGACCCGAGAUCAGGAGGCCAAAGGGCAGGAGACCAAGAUGGCUGGUGCCUCAUGCUGCGAGGAGGCUGAUCUGGGCCCAGCAGCUGGGGAGGAUACCAUCAUCCAGAAGAUAGUGGAAUUGCUCAAAAAAGUGGGAGACCAGUGGGAAGAAGAGCAGCGUCAAGCCCCUCAGCCAGAGGUGGCUCCUCAAAACCCAGCACCAGUCUUCAGGAAGAAAUCCCAAGAGAGAAAGUCUAGCCUCAAGAAAGCCUUUUCUCAUAAAAAACACAGUUCUGAGGAGCCCAAGAGAGCACGGGCUGCAGAUGUUUCCAGCCCAGAGUCCCGGCCGCCCAGGAGGCCCAGCUUUCUGCCCCUGUGUGUUGGUGGCCAUCGGCCCUCCAGCUCCAGCAGCCCAGGUGUGGAAGAACCUGAAGUCCAAGAGGCUCUGUCUACAGACGGUGGGGAUCCAAGUCCCUUCGAGCUUUCCAACCCAGCAGGAAGCCGGGGACCCGAAGAGGACCUGCACCUGGACAGAGCCUCGGAAUUCAAAUUUAUCCAGAAGAUCAUUGACCUACCCCAAGAUGCAGAGGAGCAGGGGGGAGACAAGCAACUUCAAGUCCAGGAGCCAGAAGUGGCUGCAGGAAACCUGGCCCCAACCUGCAGGAAGAAAUCACAAGAGAAAAAGUCCAGUUUCAGAAAAGCCUUUUCUCAUAAGAAACAUGGCUUCAAGGAGCCCAAGAGAGGGGGUGCUGCAGGUGCUGCCAACCCAGACUCCCGGCCGCCAAAGAGGCCCAGCUUUCUGCCCCUGUGUGUUGGUGGCCAUCGGCCCUCUAUCUCCAGCAACCCUGAUCCGGAGGAUCUCGAGUUCCAGGAGUCCUCACCUGCAGAAGGGGGGCCAGUUGGAUCCUCAGAAGCACCCUCCCAGGCCAGAAGCCACAAGCCAGAAGCAGGACCUCAGCCAGAUGGAGCAAAUGAAUCUAAGGAGCUGAUCAUCCAGAAGCUGGUGGCCAUUCUCCAAGAAGUGGAUGGCCAGUUGGGGGAGCAGAUCAGGCAACACCCCAGCUUUAAGAAGUUUUUUUACAAGCUCUCAGACUCUUCCCUCAGAAAGCUGGAAGCCACCCUGAGCACCCAGGAGGCCAACUCCACCGAACCCAAGAGACCCUACCCGUUUGUCUUUGGCUUGGCUAACAAAUGUGCUGGCAGCAAUUACCAAGCUGUCCACAGCCUCACGGGCCUACACUACAGGCGACCCAGUUUUAGCCAGUUCCCAUACAGGGAGGACCAGCAGAACGACACAAAUCCUCAGAGCCAGAGUCCAGACUGAAAGCUAUGCUUUGCACUCAAGUUCCCUGAAUUAUCCAAACAUCGGUGGCUUUAGCCAGGAAACCCCAAAGAUGUCCCAAUCCAGUGCUUCACAGACAUAACUGAAGACAAGAGUGGGCAGCCAUUCUGCAUCCUUGCACCGUUGUGAGCUUAUCUCAGUGGAGAAUGCAGAAAUGUUCUUCCACAAAGCUGGAGGCAGAGGCCAUGGGGGGAAAUAACACUGGACUGGGAGUUAGGAGACCAGGACUCCACCUGCUCACUUGCCCCAAACUUGCUGCAAGACCCUGUCCAUGUCCCAUGUCCCCUCUCCUCUCCAGACCUUGGACUCUGGGCUGGAUUAGUGACCCAUCAGAUCUCUUCUGGCUCUAUUAUGCUGAAGUCUCUCUAAAGAGAGGUAGUAAGUGCUUUCACUUUGUGGCUAAAUAUACCCAUCCCACAGAGCUGGAGGCAAUCUUUAAGUACUGACCAAAUGAAUGAAUGGGGGGAACUCCUGAGAUCUAGGCAAUUUUGCCAGGCAUUCUCUGGGAGGCCUUGGUCCUCAACUGGAAUUGUGCAACCCGUGGUUCUAUCUCUAAACUGGGAGCUAGGGAGGAAAUGGGGGAGCUACCUCAACAGGCAUUGGUCCAGAGCACUGGACCGGGAAUCAAGGCCUUUGCAUUCUGGGGCCAAUCCUAGUGUGUAGUGCCAACUUAUGUGCCCUUAUUUUUUUUAUCAUGUGUUUUCUUGAUCCAUCAGGGCUGAAAAUAUGCCUACAUCAUGUAGAA
Messenger RNA from Eubalaena glacialis (North Atlantic right whale), 2765 nucleotides. RefSeq names its product BCL2 interacting protein 5 (gene BNIP5). The transcript has 11 exons. Lineage: Eukaryota; Metazoa; Chordata; Mammalia; Artiodactyla; Balaenidae. The record is from RefSeq and is a predicted model, not a curated record. Bases 164 to 2002 code for a protein of 612 amino acids.